Gastrolobium bilobum is the source of this 912-nucleotide messenger RNA. RefSeq names its product protein VACUOLELESS GAMETOPHYTES-like. The record is from RefSeq and is a predicted model, not a curated record. Lineage: Eukaryota; Viridiplantae; Streptophyta; Magnoliopsida; Fabales; Fabaceae. The transcript is spliced from 2 exons. Bases 1 to 912 code for a protein of 303 amino acids.
AUGAUGAUGAAGCAAAAACAAGUGAAGAAAACAAGAACCUUGCCACUGCAAAAUUCUCCACCACCACCAUCCGUGGAAUACCAAUACCCAUCACCUAAUAGUGAUCAAUAUUAUUCCACAGCCACUACUUUUGUCACCAAAAAGUCACCUACUCAAGUGGAAUUCCCUACCUCACCACAACUCAUAUUUGGUGAAGAAAUCAUUCACUGCAGUCACCCACAACACCCUUUGUUAAUGAUUGACAUCAAAGACCUCUUUACUUGCACAGGAUGCAAGGAAUAUGGUUCUGGCAAGAGGUUUGUUUGUCAACAAUGUGAUUUUCAGCUUCAUGAUUUCUGUGCCAUGGCUCCUCCUGCCCUUAAGGCUCAUCCUUUGCACUCCCAACACCCAAUGUUGUUCCAUUCCAAACCAGGGAAAAGCGGGAUGGCUAAAUCGAAAUGCGACGUUUGUGGGAAACCGACAAAAGGUUUUGCCUUCUUAUGCAUUGCAUGUGCGUUUCAGAUGCAUCCAUGCUGUGCUAUGCUCAACACAGAAAUUGAAUAUGCACCACAUCCACACACACUCAGAGUCAUGCCAACCACCCCCGUGACCACAACACCAUCAAGUGGAGAUUCUGGUGGCGUUGUUUGUGGUGAGUGCAAGAAGAGAAGGUCAGGGAAAGUGUACCGUUGCACUGUUUGUGAUUACCAUCUUCAUGCAGUUUGUGCAAAGAGCAAGAUUAAUGGGCUCCAAGCUAAUGGCAUUAAGCCACCUCAAAAACCAAGCAUGCUUGCUGCUGCUGCUAAAGUUGCUUCCCAAGUUGUUAUUGAAUUCAUUGGAGGCAUCGUUGAGGGUAUUGGAGAAAGUGUUGGUGAUGUUAUUGUUCAAAACAUUGUCAAAGGAAGUUCCUCUGCUACUACUGGACCUCGCUAA